Molecule: messenger RNA, 774 nt
Organism: Diabrotica balteata
Lineage: Eukaryota; Metazoa; Arthropoda; Insecta; Coleoptera; Chrysomelidae
Source: the annotation of a GenBank genome assembly
AUGAUUGAACCAGAACUAUGGGGAAAAUCUUCAACAUUUCUAUCUACCGUUCAUUUAAAAAGCUUGACUGAAAUCAAAAACUCCAUAAAAUGGAAAAAUAACGAAUCCAUUUUUGAAUUUGGAAUGGGCGAUGGUAGUAACUCAAAAAGUGUACUGUUUCCCAUAUUGCCUAAUAAUUACAAAGAGUUUAUUGGUUCUGAUAUUAGCCGUCGAAUGGUUGAGUAUCUGAAAAGAAAUAUUACUGAUCCGAGAGCAACAUUUGUUAUCUUAGACAUGUCAGCUGAUACCAUCCCUGAAGAAUUUGUUAAUCGACAAGCUUUGAAAAAUAUGUACAAGAUGCUAAAACCUGAAGGGCAAAUGCUUCUAACCUACGCAGACGAAACAUCUGCCGACGAAGUAUAUUACGAGUUAUCCUUGCAUUCAAAAUGGAAAAAAUAUGAUCACACGAAGUUAAUUUCACCUUUCUUUAGAAGAAAAAAUGUAAUGGAAGAGUACAACAAGCUAUUUAAAGAAGUUGGAUUUAGAGAAAUCAGCAGUACAGUUGAGCAAUUGGCUUCGAAGUUGACGGAUGAAAAUAUGUUUUAUGAUUUUUGUAUUAGUAUCAAUCCCAUUCUAAGUAUGGUUUCCAACGAAGAAUAUGAAGAAUAUAAACAAGAAUAUGUUCACCGAAUGAAAAAUAACAAACUAAACAAAACAAAGAUGUGUCCUAAGACCGGAGAAAUUUCCUGUUAUACUAGUGCAGUGAUUACCAGUGUUUUAUUGGAAAAGAUCUAA